Molecule: messenger RNA, 583 nt
Organism: Sander lucioperca (pikeperch)
Lineage: Eukaryota; Metazoa; Chordata; Actinopteri; Perciformes; Percidae
Gene: mrps6
Product: mitochondrial ribosomal protein S6
Exons: 2
Coding region: 136-468 (110 amino acids)
Biological process (GO): translation
Cellular component (GO): mitochondrial small ribosomal subunit; ribosome
Molecular function (GO): structural constituent of ribosome; small ribosomal subunit rRNA binding
Source: RefSeq, a predicted model, not a curated record
GCUUAUUACGUCAUUACAAAAGACCUUCCUGUCCCUCGUGUCAUAACAUGUCUUUUAACUGAGUAAUCUGGCAAUGACAUCAACCCAUUGCCAGCUGAAUUAAAUUUGUGAAUCGAGGAUUUGUUUGCCGAAGCCAUGCCUCGCUACGAACUGGCCCUGAUCCUGAAGGCGAUGCAGCGCCCGGGGACAUCGGCUGCUCUCCGGCGGACAGUGGAGACUUUGAUGGAGCGGGGCGCUGUGGUGAGAGACCUGGAGAACUUGGGGGAGAGACUGUUACCCUACACGAUAACUAAACACAAUCAGAGGCACAACAAAGGGGCUUACUUUCUGGUCGAUUUCUACGCAGCCCCCAACAUCCUCACAGGCUUACUGGAUCACCUUCACCGUGAUGUGGACGUGGUGAGGCCCACUGUGCUGAAGAAGGACGCCCAGGUUUCCAGCAGUAACUGCUGUGGCCCCCAACAGUGAUUUAAUGUUUUCACAGCUCAUAUCCAGAAGAUGUACAGUGUGACGCUUCCCUCUGACCUUUUCCAUAGAUGUUGACCUACAUUUGGAUAUCAUAAUAAACUACUUUUCUAUCUUA